Molecule: messenger RNA, 2614 nt
Organism: Aedes albopictus (Asian tiger mosquito)
Lineage: Eukaryota; Metazoa; Arthropoda; Insecta; Diptera; Culicidae
Exons: 3
Coding region: 122-2578 (818 amino acids)
Source: RefSeq, a predicted model, not a curated record
UCGUCUCUUUCCUGCAGGCCAUGCCGAAAAAGAUGCAAACUUUGGCGUUUUCGUUCUUCGUUCGUAUUUCGGCGUUCAAAAUUUUAAUUUUGUUCAAAAAUUGUGUUUCCUCGCCCGAAAAAUGACGAAAGUCUGUGUCGUUUGCGGCAAUAGGGCGUCCGAAACGGACCGCCAAAUAGUAGACCCACUUCAGAAGGUAACCUACCACAAAAUACCGAUAAGCGUAAGCAGGAACAAAAAAUGGCUCGAGUUUUGCUCCCUGACGAAGAAGGACAACAUAAACAACAAGUUCGUCUGCAGCGAACACUUCGAGAAGCACUAUCUGGAAAGGGAUUUGAAGUCGGAACUCUUGGACGGAGUCAAACGAAUGAUUCUGAAGAGAGAAGCUGUACCCACGAUUAAAACACCGAAAAAACUUAAACGUAGAAAAUCAGAAGACUCGGAGCAAGACCAGCACAAGAAACGGAAGGAGGAAAUCGAUAGACUUCUGAAUAGCGACUAUCCACAACCGAUUACGAAUCCUUUCCGGCAGAAGAAUACGAAGUCGUCAAGGAAUAAACUAACUUCUGGUACGUCGGAUGAUGUGGUAGAAGUAGAGAUGAGUUCGCUAUCCAGAAGACAGGAAACACGGCGUUUGAAGGAACUGGAAACUGAAAAUAAAGCUCUCAAGUUGAAAGUUGAAGAACUGGAGCAAGUUGUGGUCAAGAAGAAUGAGAAAAUCAACCUGGCCAAAACGGAAAUGGUAAAUAUAACAAUCGCACUGCAAGAACUGAAAGACAUUGAAAACCGCAAUCUAAACAUCCGCGUGAAAGAACUACUCAAAGGUCAUUACACAGAAAAUCAAAUUCGACGGGUGUUCAACAAUAAGGAGGUGAUCAGUUGGACCAAUGAGGAAAUGCAGCAGGCUUUCACGAUUCGCAUGUUCGGAUCAGAUGUGCACGAUUACGUUUGCAAAAAACUUCGACACCCUUCACCGAGUUUGAAUGAAAUGCUGCGUUGGGUUCAAAAAGUUCACCAACAAACGGGUUUCCUCAUUCCAACACUUGGCAUUCUGCAGGUACUUGGUAGCAGAAUGGAUUCCCAAGAGAGAGAAUGCAUUCUCUUGAUUGGUCGCACAAAGGUUCAUCCCAAAUACUACUACGAUCCUGUUCGGGAUCAGAUUUUCGGUAAAGAUGCAUAUUUGUACUGCAUUUGCGUGCAAAGUAUUUUCUCAGAUUGGCAUCAAAUCAUCUACAUCGAUAUCGAUUUGAUCUACUCGACGGACAUACUGAUGGCUCUGAUCAACGAGCUCCACGAAAUAGGUUUCAACGUAGCCGGGAUAACGGCAAUGUGCGACCAGGAAACUGCUGAUCUUUGGACGGAACUUGAUGUGUCCACCGAGGAGCACUUCAUUAGGCACCCGAAAACGAAAAAUCCCAUCUACAUGUUUUGCUGUCCCAUUUCGACGUUGACGGUAAUUCUGAAAAUAUUUGUCGAAGAUGGUUUGCUCGUACAAGAAGACGUUUCGGUCACGAAGGAUAUCAUCCAGAAGCUGUACGAAUCCAAUCAUCCGGAAAUCACGCAACUGCUGAGUACUACCACGUUGGACUCAUUGUUGAAUGAUUCAAACGUCUCGGAAAUGGACUCCGUUGGGGAUGUGAUUUCGGACAAUUUUGUACAGGCACUGAAGCUACUGUCGGAGGAAGGGGAAGAAUCAAUAGGUGUGGCUGCUACUCUAUUUGAGCUGAUUCGAGACUGGUAUGAUUUGCUCACGACGGAGCGGAAAACAAGCGACGAAGCGGAAGAUCUUUCCAUCACCCAUCAGGAGUACGGCAAUAACAUUGACGAGCAAAAUAUUGUUCUAGACGGCAUGUAUGACACAAUCGAAACGUUAAAAUGUUCGAGCGAACAGGCAACGUGCUUGCAACAAGCUAUACUUAUAUCGAUGAAUUCGUUGAAGAAGUUAUUCAAUGAUCUUCGACAAAUACACGAUUGUAAGUCGAUUCCUACCAGAAACUUGACGUUGUUCAAUCUCAACCGAACGUUCGAUGCUUUUCAAGAGAACAAUCCUUCCAGUAUCCAGCCAACGAGUAAAAUUCUCUUUGAACUUAGCAAAACAAUCCUCACGAGAGAUCAAUCGUCUCUGUCCAGUAAAAUUGUUGAAGAAACUCGAUUACCAGCGGUUGAAAUGGUAUACGAAGCAUCCGACGCUACCGUUGAUCCAAGCGUUGCCAACAUUUCAGAAAAACUGGCAUGCUCUAAUUUGAUCAAUUAUGUUGCCACUACUUUGCGGGAAAAGUAUGAAUACUUGGGCGAUCAAACCUUUGUGAUCGAGAGGAAGGAUAACAGCUACGUCGUUAUGCCGGAGAUGCCUACAGGAAUUGUGGAACCCUCCAAGCUAUGGAUGGAACAGGCUAGAAAGCUGGAGACUUACGUAUCCGACAUUACUUUCUACCGAAAUGAAAAUGUGGUGGAAAAUCUGGUGAAUUCUAUCUCUCGACGUCACCCCAAGAUGGGCGUUGAUAUCAUUAGGCUGUAUGUACAAAGGCGCAUAAUGAUCAAACUGAACAAUAUGAAUAGAGAUCUGGAGAUUGUUUGAAUAAGAUAAAUAAAGACUGUAAUGGAUAAUAAGUGA